AGUGACAUAACUCGUCGGAUUCGCUGGUCGAACCCACCUCCGUCAAAGUAUUUCGACGCGUACUAGCCUGACAAAAAUCGUUCAAACGCGAAUCUCGUCUGCUCGAAUUCCGUUUUCACCCUAUAGACGUACCUGUUCCCCGUCGUACCACAACUCUUCGAAAAACUUUCCGGCAUUAUACAACAUGCGACUCAUCGUAUCAUUCCCUAUACUUCUUGCCACAUGUAUCCUUCUUGUUACCUAUCCCGUAAUGGUGUCCGCCUCGCCUCUAAUUAUUGGCAGGGCGGGUGCUCCAAAAGGUAUCUUGGCGGCAUUGAUUUCUCCUCCGAAACUUCCUCAAGCUGUCGGCAGAACUUCCUCGGCUAGCUUUUUGUAUGCCAUUAGUUCGAAGAAUGAACCCGCGACAGUAGGUCUGGUUUUUGGACACCAAGGAGUCCAAGGCGUCUCCCUGUUAACCAAACGCAAUGGCAAAGUUGCUCUUGAAAAGUUGAAUGUGGACUACCCUACACUAAAAAUACGGGGUAUUGAAAUCGACAUCUCCGCCGAAGCUCAGAACGAGGUCAAGGCAAAAACCGAGGCCUCAAAUAUCGACGGUGUUGAGUGGGUCUUGGAAGCACUGGAUAUCAUGAAAAAUCGGUACGAUAAGGGGUUAACUAAAUCACAAAAGAGUGAUUUGCUGGUUGAUAUGCAACGUUGGGCGAAAGAAGUAGAAAAGAAAGUGCAGUAGUGGGAGGUCAAGUUGAGAACGUUGGAUGGGGCUUGAUAUUUGUUGACACAAGGGAUAUAUACAUAGCCAUGGUUUAUCGAAUAGCACUGAUCUAUCCGACAACAGAUGUGAGCUCCCGAUCUGAACCCUAUAUCUCUCUUGAGUCUGGUACAA
Messenger RNA from Lentinula edodes (shiitake mushroom), 880 nucleotides. RefSeq lists its product as uncharacterized. The record is from RefSeq and is a predicted model, not a curated record. NCBI's taxonomy places the organism in Eukaryota, Fungi, Basidiomycota, Agaricomycetes, Agaricales, Omphalotaceae. Bases 185 to 727 code for a protein of 180 amino acids. The transcript is spliced from 3 exons.